Molecule: messenger RNA, 756 nt
Organism: Monoraphidium neglectum
Lineage: Eukaryota; Viridiplantae; Chlorophyta; Chlorophyceae; Sphaeropleales; Selenastraceae
Product: peptidase M3A and M3B thimet/oligopeptidase F
Exons: 8
Source: RefSeq, a predicted model, not a curated record
AUGGGCAAGCUCGAAGGACCUGUGGAGGUGACAAACUUCAUCGAGGACAUUUCACAGCAAUAUGAGAAGGUGCACGAGGCAUUUGAAGACAACUUCUGGAGCACCAAGAUGAACCUGGCCGGCUGCUCCAGCGAGGCCCUGGCAAAGACCAAGACUGAGUACGACCGCCCCGACCUGAGCUCCGAGCAGUCCAAGGUUCUGUCCAUAAUGGCGCGCACCCUCAGCUGCUACAUUACGGAGGACCCGCGCGCGGCACAGCUCAAGGAGGAGCUCAACAGGCUGGAGGCCGAGCUGGCCCAGGAGCGCAACAAGAUGGCGCUGGGCAUCAAGGACCCCGCCACUGGGGAGUUCAAGGCCUGCAGCAGCGUGCAGCUCCGCAACAUGAUGCGCGUCGACGACGCCGAGCCCUCCCGCCGCGCGGCCUUUGACGCGCUGCGCUCCAUCGGCCCCUUUGUGGCUGCGCGCUUCUGUGCGAUCGUCAAAGCCCGCAACGAGCUCGCGCGGCUGAGCGGCUACGAGGACUUUUACGACAUGAAGGUGACCGCGGCCGAGGGCUUCGGCAAGAAGCGGCUGUUUGAGAUCCUGGAUGAUCUGGAGGGCAAGACGCGGCCCAUAAACCAGGAGGCCAGGGAGCGGCUGGCGGCGGAGAAGGGGGCGGAGGCGCUGGAGGCGCACAACAUCUCCCACUCUCUGGCAGGCGACACCACCAAGCUGACCGACCCCUACUUCCCCUUUGAGGAUGCGGUCGACGUGUGG